GAAAUAAUCCUGCUACAAAAUCUGAAUUCUCAAUUCAAUGUAACCCACGAAGGAGCUACAUAUACUUUUCAUACUUAUCCAGUCAGUGAAGCGUUCAAUACGUAUAGUUUAAUAAGGAAGAGUGGAUUUACUAACAAAUGUUUCAGGAAACAGACAUAUGCAAAGAGGUACCGUGAAGCUAGUCCAGAUUUAUUUGUACAUUCGCAGGUUACAAAUCUUUUAACAUGCAAUCAGGUAGAAUUAAAAUCAUCAGAAUUUGAAAUUGAUAGACUCAGUAUGAAUCUUACGUUUUUGAAAAAUGGAUUACAGUUAACAGAAGAUCAGUUUAUCUUAACGACAUUUAAAACAGCAAGAGUAUGCUUAGACACAUUUGAACGGGUGAUGUCCAUACAGUCAGCACAGAAAGAGCAAAUAGACUUUUGGGGAAUAAUUUUAAGAAUAUGUACGUUGAUUUCUGUAUUAUGCUUGUUUGUUACAUUCCAGACAUAUUGCUUGUUUCCUACGCUACGAACUGUUCCAGGAAAAAAUAAUAUGUGUUUGAUAUUUGCAAUGUUCUGGGCACAUACUAUUUUACAGUUUGGGGUUUUCGAGACCGAGUUGGAAAUAUUAUGUAAAAUAAUAGGCAUAGUCUUACAUUAUUUUUGGUUAGUAACAUUUGGAUGCUUAAAUAUAUGCUCUUACCAUAUGUACAAAGUGUUCACGAAUAAAACAAUCAUCAGUUCAAAUGAAAAAUUAAACAUUAAAUUGUACAUAGUAUAUUCGUAUGGCAUUCCAGCGAUAAUUGUGGGUUUGAAUAUUGUUAUUAAUACAAUCAUCGCAAACGAUGGAUCUGUUGGAUACGGUGAAUUGAUGUGUUUUAUAAGCCAACCAAUUUCUAUAAUUGUUACAUUUGUUAUACCAGUUUCACUUGUGUGUGUCGCAAACAUACUAUUCUUUGUGUUUACUUCAGUAAAAAUUGCAACUAGACCAAAGUUUCGAACCGAACAUUCGACGAAAAUAGAUCGUGUGUAUUUUACAGUGUACCUUAAAUUAUUUUCAAUCACAGGAAUAUCCUGGGUUUUACAGAUAAUUGAUUCGUUUUUAAUAACUUCAGCUUUUUCCAACAUAGUUUCAGUACUGCAUGCCUUACAAGGAGUUUUUAUUUUCAUUUCUUUUACCUGCAAUAAUCGUGUGCUUACGCUGUACAAGACAAUGUGUGGAGAAACAAGUCCACAUCCAGGAAACAGUGGAUCGCAAUCAACACGUUUACCAAUAUGCCUUACAAAUACCACUAAUGAGUAAAGCAUCAGAGACUAAACACUAAAGAAGAACAAAACACUGCAAUGACGAAAUAUGACGAAAUCCAAAUAUUCACAAAGUUAAAAACUUUAUUAUUGAAUAAAUU
Mytilus trossulus (common blue mussel) is the source of this 1384-nucleotide messenger RNA. Its product is annotated as putative adhesion G protein-coupled receptor E4P. Gene Ontology annotation, molecular function: G protein-coupled receptor activity. Gene Ontology annotation, cellular component: membrane. The transcript has a single exon. Gene Ontology annotation, biological process: cell surface receptor signaling pathway; G protein-coupled receptor signaling pathway. Lineage: Eukaryota; Metazoa; Mollusca; Bivalvia; Mytilida; Mytilidae. Bases 277 to 1281 code for a protein of 334 amino acids. The record is from RefSeq and is a predicted model, not a curated record.